CAGGGCCCAAGCACUUGGGCCAUCCUCCACUGCACUCCCAGGCCACAGCAGAGAGCUGGCCUGGAAGAGGGGCAACCGGGACAGAAUCCGGUGCCCCGACCAGGACUAGAACCUGGUGUGCCAGCGCCGCAAGGUGGAGGAUUAGCCUAGUGAGCCACGGCGCCGGCCAGAUGUUCCAAGAAUUUUUAAAAAGAAUUUACUCUGGCUUUUUAAAAUUUUUAAAAAGAAUUUACGGUGCACUGGCCGCAGCGCGCUGGCCGCGGCAGCCAUUGGAGGGCGAACCAAUGGCAAAGGAAGACCUUUCUGUUUCUCUCUCUCUCACUGUCCACUCUGCCUGUCAAAAAAAAAAAAAAAAAAAAAAAAAAAAAUUCUUGGAACAUCUUAGCAAGUUAACCAGUAUACCGUAUACAAAGGGAAUCUCAAUAAAAUAUAAAGAAAGAAAUCAUUUGAACUGUGUUGUCUGAUCUUAAUUCAAUUAACCAAAAAUUGUUAUAUGUGGCAGUCUGAUAAUUUGCUAUAAGUGAAACCCCACAAAUCCCCAUCUUCUUUAAGUGAUGGUGGUUGAGGUGCAUGAGUGGGAGGUAGAGGUUAAAAACACUUCUGAUGCCUUAAACUUUUGAGUAAGGAAAGACACCUCAUUGUUUUUCUCUAUGGGUUUAAGGGCUGUUUAAAUCUUAUUUAAGGGGAAGAUAUUUCUACUAUACUCAUGUAAUAGAAAAAGUUGAUUUGCCGUUGUAACACAUUUUACUCACAUUCUUGCCUUUUUCCCAUCAAUGCUUAAUAAGUUCUUACACAAGAGGAUUUUUAAAGGGAUAUUUGGUUAUUUCAGCAUAGAUAUAAAUUGGAAGGAGAUUUGAAUAAGUUAUCAUUAAUUCAUCUUCAGUUGUGUGAAAACUUUAUCACAAGUUGUUCAGGUCCAACACACCUACCUUGAGACCAGAGAACUGAAAAACUGAAAAGAGACUGUACUGCUUUAAGUGAAGAAAGCUUUUCAGCACUCAGGUGGAGUCACUUCCGGGCUGGUGAUAAAGCCUAGUUAGGAAUGCUCCUUAAUCAUUUCCACAGGGCAGAAGGGGCACACUCAGAUCAGCAUGAGGGAGUGCCUUUCCAUUCAUAUUGGUCAAGCUGGCAUCCAGAUUGGGGACGCUUGUUGGGAACUUUAUUGCCUGGAACAUGGAAUCCAGCCAGAUGGCAUCCUUCUUGACAGUAAACAGCAUCAGCUGGAAAAUGCUAACAUGGAGCAUAUGAGUACAUCUUUUAACACCUUCUUUUGUGAGACAAGGGCUGGGAAUCAUGUGCCCAGAGCACUCUUCAUGGAUUUAGAACCAACUGUUAUAGAUGGCAUACGUACUGGGAAGUACCGUUCACUCUUCCAUCCAGAGCAGCUGGUUAGUGGGAAGGAGGAUGCUGCGAACAACUACGCACGCGGUCGCUACUCUGUGGGGUCAGAGAUCAUCGAUCUUGUGCUAGAGAGGAUCCGGAAGCUGGCAAAGCAGUGCAGUGGACUCCAGGGGUUUUUGAUUUUCCGAAGCUUUGGAGGAGGUACUGGAUCAGGAUUUACAUCUCUCUUAAUGGAGCAGCUCUCAGCAGAAUAUAGCAGAAAGACUAAAUUGGAGUUUGCUGUCUAUCCAGCUCCCAGGAUCUCCACUGCUGUAGUAGAGCCCUACAAUUCCAUCCUCACUACCCAUUCUACCAUAGAGCACUUGGACUGUGCCUUUAUGGUGGACAAUGAGGCCCUCUAUGACAUCUGCCAUCACAAACUUGGUGUUGAACGCCCCUCUUAUGCCAACAUUAAUAGGUUGAUAGGUCAGGUGGUAUCUUCCAUUACUGCUUCUCUUCGGUUUGAAGGGCCCUUGAAUGUGGACCUAAUUGAAUUCCAGACUAACCUAGUCCCUUAUCCAAGAAUACAUUUUCCCAUGACAACCUUUGCCCCCAUCAUCUCUGCCGAGAAAACCUACCAUGUGCAGCCCUCCGUGUCAGACAUCACUGCUGCUUGCUUUGAGCUCUCCAACCAGCUGGUCAAGUGUAACCCUCAGCUUGGGAAGUACAUGGCCUGCUGCCUGCUCUACAGGGGGGAUGUCAUCCCUAAGGAUGUGAAUGCAGCAAUUGCAGCUGUGAAGUCGAGGAACUCUGUUCAGUUCGUAGAUUGGUGUCCAACUGGUUUCAAAGUGGGCGUCAACAAUCAUCCACCAGAGGUGAUGCCAGGGGGGGACCUGGCCAAGCUCCGGAGGGCUGUCUGUAUGUUGAGCAACACCACGGCAAUUGUGGAGGCCUGGGCCCGCCUAGACCACAAGUUUGACCUCAUGUAUGCCAAGAGGGCAUUUCUGCACUGGUACAUUCAAGAAGGCAUGGAACAAGGAGAAUUCUCAGAGGCCAGGGAAGAUUUGGCUGCCCUGGAGAAGGAUUAUGAGGAAGUGGGGCAUAGUUCCUGAUGCAAGUGUGAAUGGUGGAAAUGAAUGUUAAGUUCUAAUAUGUGCUUUCUCUUCAAGCCAUUAUACAUUUAAUAGAUAGUUUCUCCUUUUAGAAGAGUAUCUAAAUCAAAUCAGGCAAGACCCUAAGUUCCACACUAAAUUACGUGGGUCAUUAUUAACAAUGAUCACAUAUUUCUUUGUCUAAUUCAGCUGUGAUCCCUGAGAGCCUUCUGAGGUUCAGAGUUCUUUGAAUAACUGGUUUAUUCUAGUUGGUGAUUUUUGUUUGUUUGUUUGCCUUUUGUCAGAAUGAAAACCUGGCUUUAUUCUUUCCUUAUAUUUUUUAACCGAGACUGGGAAUCCCUAAAGUUUAUGCUUUUUAUUUCUUGUACUUGAGAUGGAAAAUAUCACAUGAUGAUUAUGAAUGUUGUUUCCCCAUAUCUAUAUUUUAUACAUUGAUUAAAUUAUGAUCAUUUUUAAUAUGUUUCUUUUUAUUCCUGCAGAUGUAUACCUUAAGCCAUCAGUUUGCUUAUCAUACAAACAAAAAGAAAAUCCUUAGAUCUUUUCAACAUUUGGAUCUGGGUGUCCUGUAGGUCAGAGAGUGAAAAUUGUCUCUUCAGCAACCUUGUCCUUGAGGAGCUGUCCUCAAAGCGUGUCCAGUGAGCCCAUCAGAGCCAUUUUAGACAUUCAGUUAAGAGUCUGAUUCUUUUUUCCAUUUUUUAUAUAAAAAUUAUUUUUAUUUAUUUGAAAGGUAGAGUUACAGAAUGGGAGAGGCAGAGACACAGAGAGAGAGAGGGAAUGUUUAUUUUUUAGGGUCAGGGCUGGGCCAGCCAGAAGCCAGGAGCCAAGAGCUUCAUCCAGGUCUUCCACAUGGGUGCAGGGACCCGAACGCUUGGGCCAUCUUCUACUGCUUUCCCAGGCCAUUAGCAGGGAGCUGAAUUGGAAGUGGAACAGCCAGGACUUGAACUGGUGCCCAUAUGGAAUACCUGCCUCAUAGACUGAUGGCUUUACCCCUUAUACCACAACGCAGGCCCCAAGAGUUAAAUAUUAAAUGGCAAUAUGGGGAGCAAUAGGGGUUAUGACCUGAGCAUUUAACAUUUAAAAAAUAUCAGUGGAAUACAGUUUACAAAAUAACUGUUAAUGGACUAUAAAUGGUUUAAGACCACUAGUAAGACUUUUAAAAAUCAUGAUGUUUAGGCCAAUUAAUAUUUCAGAGUUAAGGUGAAGUAGAUACUGCAAACGAGCUGGUGUGGGCUCAGGUGUUGCUCUUGAACAGAGGGUGCUCUCCAGGAGCCUCGUUCCUCUGCUGCUUUACCGUAGGGCCUUAGCUCUCCAGCUGCAUUUUCCUCUUGCCUUCUACAUGGUAAAUUCUUUUAGCCCACAUAGACAUCUAAAGGUAGUGGGUACUACAGUCUCAGCUAGAGACACGAAGCCGUGUCUUUUGUGAGACUUCCCAAACUACAUUGCUGCCACUUUCCUCUUGCUUGUGCAUCACCUCAUCAUUUCCUCCCCCCCUCCUUUCCUCUCUUUCCCUUUCUUCCUUCCCUCCCUCUCUUUCUUUUUUCCUUUCUCCUCCUCAUUACUCUCUCCUUCCUUCCCCUCCUCCUCCCUUCCCCUCUUCCUCCUCCUCCUGAAUCCUCUUCUUCCUUCUCCUCAUUCUGUAAAAUGUGCUUUACUUAUUUCAGCUUCACAGCACAAUUGAGUGGAAAGCAUGACUCUCCAUUUUUUAACAGUUCUCUGGAUAUUCUUUUUUCUUUUAUUUUUUAAGGAUUUAUUUAUUUGAAUGUCAGAGUCACAGUGAGAGAGAGAGAGAGAGAGAGAGAGAGAGAGAGAGAGAAGAUCUUCCAUCUACUGGUUCACUCUCCAGACGGCCACGGUGGCCAGGACUGGUUCAGGCCAAAUCAGGAGUUUCCAGGGGCCCAAGCACCUGGGCCAUCUUCUGCUGCCUUCGCAAGCCAUUAACAGGGAGCUGGAUUGGAAGUGGAGCAUCUGGGACAUGAACCAGUGCCCACAUGUGACUCUGGUGUCACAGACAGCUGCUCUAUCCACCACAUCACAACUCCAGCCCUGUGAUUCUUUAACAUUCUAAAAUCAUGGUCCUGAAAUGUGACCUUUAGCAAUAUGCCAUUUUUGCCUAUUUUCAACAGGAAAACCAUAGUCAUAGUGGACAACAAUGCUUAGUAUAUUAGUCAGUUUUCCAUUACUGUAAUGAAACACCUGAGGCAACAUGUCUUUAUAGAGAAAACAUUUAUUUACCUCACAGUUUGGGGGCUAAAAGACCAAACAGUAUGGAACAGAUUUCCACAAAGCCUCAUGGCAGACAGCAGGAGUGUGUGUAGGAGGAGGAUAGCACAUCUCCAUAUAGGAAACCGGAUUCAAACUAGCUGUGGCCAGGCACAGGCUUUUAUGGCAAUCCUCUCAAGAGAACUAAGGUCUCAUGAGAGGUGCCAUGGUCUCUUUCAAUGGCAUGCUGCAAUUGGCCCAAGGACCUCCUACUCUAAAGGUUUACCACCAAACAUUGCUGCACUGAGUACCAAGCUCCCAACAUAUGAACAUUUAGGGGUGCAAAUAAUAUCCAAACCACAGCAAACAGUUGGGUGGCAAUGAUAGUUAGUCUUCAGUGCCUGUAAAGUUUAUGGUUUCGCAGCUCAGACAACUAUCAGAAGUUGCAUUUUUUUCAGUCUCCAAGUAUCUGUCUGGGUCCCCUUUGGACUUCCAAGCCCUUUUGCUAAGCACUUUAUCUGUGCUGACACUAGAACAACAUUAUAGAAUUUCAUUUGGAAUUUGUAGGUUGCUAAUUUCAAGGUGUUCUAAGAUUUUAGUUUUAAUAACUGGGAAAUGAACCUAACUCAAUCUCGUGUCUCUGCCUUGCUAUGGUCAAACAUGUUAAAGAGAAAUUCCCCAAAAGAAGUGUUUUGGUAAUCCUCAGUGGUUAUCUUCAUAUCCAACAUUGACCAACAGUGAAUUGUCUGGUUCUUUAUUUAAGUGUGAAAGAAAACCUUUAAUUGAUGAGGAUAUUUUUCUGAAAACAUCUUUUUUAAAAGAUUUAUUUUUAUUUAUUUGAAAGGCAGAGUUACAGAGAGGCAGAGGCAGAGGGAGAGAGAGACAGAGGUCUUCCAUCUCCUGGUUCACUCCCCAGAUGGCUGCAACAGCUGGAGCUAAGCUGAUCCAAAACCAAGAGCCAGGAGCUUCUUCCAGGUCUCCCACAUGGGUGCAGGGGCCAAGGACUUGGGCUAUCUUCUACCACUUUCCCAUGCCACAGCAGAGAGCUGGAUUGGAAGUGGAGCAUCAAGGAUUCGAACUGGCGCCCAUAUGGGAUUCUGGCACUGCAGGUGGUGGCUUUACCUGCUAUGCCAUAGCACCAGGCCCCUGUAAACAUCUUUAUACUGCCUUCACCUUUGAAGGUAUAGAGUUUUAGGAUGAUAGUUAUUCUGCUGUAACACUUCAAAAGAUGUUAUUCCAUUACCCUUUGGUUUCUAUUAUUGCUAUUGAGAAUUCAGCUAUCCAUUUUGUAUCUUUGAAGAUAAGGUUUUUUCUUUCAGUUAUUUAACAAUGUUGUGCUUAGGUAUGGUUUUUAUUGUGUUUAUGCUACUUGGGAUUUUUUUUUUAGAGUUUUUAUAAUCUGUGGCUUGAUAUCGUCUAUAAAUUGUAGAAAUGCUUGGCCAGCAUUUAUUCAUAUAUUAUUUUUGACCAAGUUCUCUUUUCAUAAGACUCAGGCAACACAUGUUCUACAUAUUUCCACAUAUUUACAAAUUUUUUUAUUUUAAAUAUUUUUUCCCAUCUCUCUUUCCUUCCAGCUGUAUAUUUUCUUUAUUUUUUUAAAAAUAUUUGUUUUAUUUAUUUGAAAGACAAAGUUAGAGAGAGAGGUAGAAACAGAAAAUAGGUGGUCUUCCAUCCAUUGGUUCACUCCCCAAAUGGCCACUACUGCUGGAGCUGAGUUGAUCCAAAGCCAGGAGCCAGGAGCUUCUUCUGGGUGUCCCACAUGGGUGCAGGGGCCAAAGCACUUGGGCCAUCCUCCACUGCUUUCCCAGGCACAUUAGCAGGGAGUGGAUGGGAAGGGAAGCCGCCAGGACUUGAACCAGCACUCAUAUGGGAUGCGGGUGCUGCAGGCCAGGGCUUUAACCCGAAGCGCCACAGCAACGGCCUCAGCUGUAUAUUUUCUACCUUACCUAAGUUUUGGGAGAUACAGUGUGGAAAUAAUCAAAUCUGUUUGUUCUAUUAAACUCCAAAGACAAUUCAAUUCUGUUUAUUGGUAGUUGUUAGAUCUUUGUUUUUCAUUGGAAACCCAUUUGAAUUGAUACAGAUCCAUGCAUUUAUGAAAAGUCCUAUUACUAUUUUAUGUACAUUUUUAAAUUGGAGUUCAAAAUGGUUAUACUUGUGACAGUUUAUUCCAAUGAUACCUGGAAAAACUGUAGAGAAUUAAUAAGAUUCUUUGUACUUGGAAAGACAAAAUUUGAUGCUUAAAGUACGUAAGAUGCAUUAAAAUAAUGAAUGAGAAAUGAUUUUAUAUGAUAUUUAAAGCUUACAGGGCUGUUUAGUUCUAUUUCUUUGGGAAUUACAAAGUCUCUAAUUUUUACUUUUGCCUUUACUUCUAUUAAACUGCAAUUUACUAGAGAGCAGAAUGUUAAUCUUAGUACUUCUGGCAUCUGACACAGCUGUGUGCAUAUAGUGAAUACUCAUAAAUGUCUCUUGAAGAUAUAAUGAUGUUCCUGGUAAUUGUUUUGAGAUACAUGUUUGCAACUUUUUCUUUUUUAAAGAUUUAUUUUAUUUAUUUGAAAAACAGAGUUUCAGAGAGAGGUAGAGACAGAGAGAGAGGUCUUCCAUCCACUGGUUCACUUCCCAGAUGGCCACAACAGGUGGAGCUGCAUUGAUCCAAAGCCAGGAGCCAGGAGCCAGGAGCUUCUUCCAGGUCUCCCAUGCAGGUGCAGAGCCCCAAGGACUUGGGCCAUCUUUUACUGCUUUCCCAGGCCAUAGCAGAGAGCUGGAUCGGAAGAGGAGCAGCCGGGACUUGAACCGGCGCCCAUAUGGGAUCCCAGUACUUCAGGCCAGGGCUUUAACCCACUGUGCCAGUGUUGGCCCCAUGCAACUUUUUCUUAUUACCAUCUUAUUUCUUGUAGUUCUGUUGUGACUUAGCUGGUAAAGUUAACUGCCUGCGAUGCCAGCAUCCCAAGUGGGCAUUGGUUUGUGGCCCAGCCUCUACACUUCCAAUCUAGCUCUUUGCUAGUGCACCUGGGAAAACAAUGGAAGAUGGCCCAAAUGUUUGAGUCUCUGCCAUGUGGGAGACUAGGAUGAGACUCCUGGCUCCUGGUUUAGGCCUUUACCAGCACUGGCUGUUUGUGGCCAUCUGGGGAGUGAACAUGCAGAUGGAAGAUAUCUCUCUCUGUCUCUGUCUAUUUCUCUCUCUUUCUGUAACUUUGACUUGCAACAUAAAGAAAACAAAUCUUUUAAAAGCUAAACUUUAAAAUAAUCAGAUAUUUGUGAAGUGACAUCUGACAGAGGACAUAUUUUGUAGUGACAGUUCAGUAGAGAAAAUGAUACUGUGUUCUAGUCUAGGUGUCAUCGUCAAAACUGUUGAUUAACUUUGAUCAACUCCUAUGAUGUCCUUUGAUUUCAUAUUUAAUGUCAGUGUUGAGAAGUUAUGAUGGUUGCCUUUUUGUUCUCAAAGAGUGAGAUCAUGAUUGAAAUCAUUUUGAGGACUGUAAAUGCUAAUUAUAUGUAAUAUAAGAAACAUUCUAGGAACUCAAAUAUUUAUUAAAUUGUAAAGUACCAGGACAUAAUCUUAUUUCCUAUCUUAACUAAAAUCAUGUAUAUCUGACUUUAACUUCUUAUAUUUCUUUUCAAUCUCCUUAAAAUGAUUUUGAAUCUUUAAUUAUCCUCCACUAUUUCACAGGAAAAAUGGUUGCUUUUCUAAGAUCAUUUGUUACUUUUGUACCAUUUGACUCCUAAUAUCUAGCAGAUCUAGCUCCUCAGUCUUUCUUGUAGUCCAUUUCCCUUUCUUCAUUGAUUAUGUUCUUUUCCCUACUUGUACGUCUAGCUUUCCUCAUUCAAAAAAUCAAUACCCUUCCGCUCCUGCCCUGGACUUUCCUACCCACAUAAUGUACUGUUAUGUCUUCCACUCUGUCAAAAUUACCUAGAGUAUAUGUUCAGGGGCUGGAGCUGUGGCAUAGCAGGUUAAACUUCCUCCUGGAGCCCCGUCAAUCCUAUGGACCCAGUCUCUGCUUCUGUCUCUCUGUAGCUCUGCCUUUCAAAUCAAUCAAUAAUCAUUCAAUCAAUCAUUCUUUUUCAAGAAAUAUUCAAUGCCUAUACCUUAUCUUCUGCUUGUUCCCCAAACUUUGUUUUUUUGGUUUCUCUGUUCUGCUGAAACAACUGUUUUGAAGAUCACUGAUAAUUCAUCAAAACAAUGACUUUCUCAGCCUUCAGGUUGUCAUGCCCUUAAGUAGCUGGCAAGUUUCCUGAAGCCUUUUCUUUGCGUUCUAUGACACUGCUUGAUUUUCUUCCUGUGUCUGGCAUCUUCCCAGGAUCCUCUUUUAUGUGGUCUUUUCCUAAUGGAGAUACCCUUGGUCCUCUUCUCCUGACCUUAUUUACUCACAACCACAUUAUCUCUAUGUGGUGACUAAGUUUUCUGUCUACUUGUUGGGCUCAUCUUCCUAGAAGCUUUGCCUAUGCUUAAAUUCUUCUCUCUGUUUAUUUUCCCUAAACAUUUUUCAGCACUGUCUUGCUUAUUUAUCAUCAUCUUCCUACAUAAGCUGGUUUUAAACUACAUUGUAUUUUUAACUGCCCUUUCCCCUUGUUCUCCACAUAGAAGUAAUUCUGAUUUUUUUUUUUACUUCUGUGAUGUUUCCAGAAUCUCUUCCCUUUUCCUUCAGGUCAUCAAGUCCACUCCCCUUAACCAGAGCUCUAAUAUCUAAAUACUUUUAUUUCUCUUUUUUUAUUAAAUAAAUAUUUAUUUACUUGAUAAGGUCACGCACACACAGAGACAGAGAGAUAGAGAUCUUCUCUUUCACUGGUUCAUUACCCAAAUGACUUCAAUAGCUAGGGCUGGGUCAGGGCAAAGCCAGAAUCCAGGAAUUCUAUCUGGGUCUCCAAUGUGGGUGGCAGGGACUCAAGUACUUGAGUCAUCAUCUACUGCCUCCCAGGGUGCAGGGAGCUGAAUCAGAAGCAGAGUAGCUGAGACUUGAAUGAGUACUUUGAAAUGAGAUGCAAAUAUUCCAAGCAGCAGCUUAAUCCACUGCACCACAAUGCCAGCUGCUUCUGAUUCUUUUUGCCUUCCUGACCCAACCUAUACACUAUUCUGUGAUUGAACAUUGUUGGAUUAUUUUGCUCUUUUACUCAAGAUUUAAUGAUUUCCACUUGCCUUAGCAUAGGGCCUAAACUCCCACACAUGGCAUGCAGAGCCUCUUCUAACUAGAUCCCACUGAAAUUUCCUAUCCUAUCCUUCACUGUGAUCUCAUACACCACAGGCAAACAAGGCUGCUCACCACUUCUAAGCAUAAAUUUUCCUCUGCUCCUUCUUUCCCCCUAUAAUCACAUUAUUUAAUUUCUACCUCAAAGCCUAGUUCAAAUGUCACCUGCUCUGUGAAGCCUCUCAGGUUUCUUCUCUGUGUUCUUUUGAGUUACCAGAGCAGUCUUGAGCAUCCAUGAAUUCUCACCCCGGAUUUGUGGAUAAUUGGUAUACACUAUAGGAACCUCUCACUAUAUGGACAGCAUUGAAGUAGGUACUUAUUUGUAUUUCCUACAUAAUACUUCACACUUUUAUUAAGUGUAUAUGAAGCAAAAUUUUAAUAUACAUGUGUUGUUUCUCCCUUUGGCCACCAGAGGGCAGGAGUGUGAUGUUUAAAUAAUGUGUGUGUCUAGGUGUGUGUGUGUGUGUGUGUGUAUACAGUGUGAAUUUAAGCAUCCUGAAAAAGACUAUGGAUUUCCUUUUGUGUCUAAAAGUUAAUAAUCUACUAAAGGUCAGAUGAAAACUCAGUUAUUAAGCUUUUAGUUCAGUUUGUGAAUCUUGUUUAUAAGCCUAAUGAAUUUGUCUAAACACUUCUAAAGGGUAUGCAUGUGAAUUUUUGGUCUUUAAAGCUUUAGAUAAAUGCUCUUAAAUAUUUCAAAUUACAUAUAAAUUUAAUAUUUUAUUGUCUUUUUUGACAGGCAGAGUGGACAGUGAGAGAGAGAAAGAGACAGAGAGAAAGGUCUUCCUUUGCCGUUGGUUCACCCUCCAAUGGCCGCCGCGGCCGGCGCGCUGCGGCCGGCGCACCACGCUGAUCCGAUGGCAGGAGCCAGGAGCCAGGUGCUUUUCCUGGUCUCCCAUGGGGUGCAGGGCCCAAGCACCUGGGCCAUCCUCCACUGCACUCCCUGGCCACAGCAGAGGGCUGGCCUGGAAGAGGGGCAACCGGGACAGAAUCCGGCGCCCCGACCGGGACUAGAACUUGGUGUGCCGGCGCCGCUAGGCGGAGGAUUAGCCUAGUGAGCCACGGCGCCGGCGUCUUUUAAGUACUUUAAUUACCCUAAAUAAUUAAAAACCCAAUAAACUAUAAAUAUGGUGAUUUAAUACUGAUAAGUGUUCCAAAACUACUUAUAACUAGUAAGAUGUUUACUUAAGAAAAUAAUUUUCCAUAUAUUUACAAAAUUUACAAUCCAGAAAAUUAAAUUAGAAAUUCAAGGCUGAGUAUGAUUUUUUCUUUUCUGGGUAUUUACAACAUUUUUUUUAAAUUAAGAUUUAUUUAUUUGAGAGGCACAGUUACAGGCAGAGGCAGGGAGAAACAGAGAGAUCCUCAAUCUGCUGUUUACUCCUCAAAUGGCCUCAAUGGCCACAGCUGGGUCAAUUUGAAGCCAGGAGCCAGGAGCUUCUUCUAGGUCUCCCACAUGGGUGCAAAGGCCUAAGCACUUGUGUUGUCUUCCACUGCUUUCCCCAGCCAUAGCAGAGAAAGGGUUGGAAGCGGAGCAGCUGUGACUUGAAUCAGCACCCAAAUGGGAUGCAGGCACCACAGGCAGAGACUUAACCAACCACGCCACAGCUCUAGCCCCUGAUUUUUUUUCUUUUAAGCCAGUACUGUUCAACAUUAUAAAUGCUGUACUUUAAGUACAAAUAUACAGAGUCUUCUUAUCAUGGUACAUUGUUAUUUAAUUUACUCAUUUACCAGUUCCUUACUGAGCACCAGUCAUGUGCUUGUACACUAUUCUAGCCACUGUGAACACAACGUGAACAAAACAAAACAAUCCCUGCCCUUGUAGAGUUUAAUGCAGGUAGGGUGUGAAAGGCACUAAACAUAAUAAAAAAUCAUAUUGCAUGUUACAAGAUGAAAAAUAAUUUUGGGAAAACAAUAGAAUACAGGAGGCGGAAAGAAUUGUAAUUAAAAAAACAUUUAUUUAUUUGAAAGGAAGACAAAGGUAAGAGGGAGAGAGGGAGAGGUGUCUUUCACAUCUACCAGUUUAUUGCCCAAAUGGCUGCAACAGCUAGGCUGGGUCAGGUCAAAGCCAGGUGUCAGGGUCUCAAUCUGAGUCUCCCACAUGGGUGACAGGGACACAAGUCUUAACCCAUCACCAGCUACUUCCAAGGGUGCACAUUAGCAGGAAACGAGGAUGGGGAUGGAAUUGGGACUCAAUGAUACGGGAUGUGGGAGACCCAAAUGAGGUGUUUCCAAUAGCCAAACACCCUAGGAUUGUAGUUUUACAAAGUAGGGUGAUCACUGAACUAUCCAUAGAAAGAAGCACUUGAUAAGAGUUUCAAGGAAGCAAAAAAGGAGAGGCACAUACCUGGACAAAGAAUGAACUCAGAGAGAGGAACCAGUUAAGGAGAUUUAUAAAGAGCAGCCAUUGAGGUAGAAGGAACCCAAUUUAGUGUCCAGGAAGCCAAACUGGAAAGAAGUGUAUCAAGAAGAAGAGAGCAGUCUUCUGUGCCAAACGAUGGUCCUAGGUCAGGUAAGACAGAGGCUGAGACUUGACCUUUGGGGUUAGCGAUGCAAAGGUCCUGGCUGACCUUGGUGAACAGUUUCAGUGGAAUUAUACAGUUGGAAACCUGACUGAAAUGAGUUUAAUAGAAUAUAGAAGAGACAGACUGAUUAGUUGUUCAAAGAGACUUGCAGAGGAUCAGUGUUGUGGUGUAAUGGAUUAAGCCGCUGCCUGCAAUUUUGGUAUCCCACAUGGGUGCUGGUUUGAGUCCCGCUGCUCCACUUCAAAUCCUGCUCUCUGCUAAUGCACCUGGGAAAGCAGCAGAAGAUGGCCCAAGUCCUUGGGCCCCUGCCCCAAUGUGAGAGACCUGGAUGGAACUCCUGACUUCAACCUGGCCCAGCCCUGGCCAUUGCAGCCAUUUGGGUAGUGAAGCAGGGGGUGAAAGAUCUCUAUUUCUAUUUCUCCCUCUCUCUCUUUCUCUCUGUAACUCUGUUUUUCAAAUAAGUAAAGUAAAUCUUUUUAAAAAAGCGUGUUACUAGAGAAAGAGCAGGGAAUGGACUACUCUCUGGAAGAGUUUGCUGUUUUCAUAUUUUACAUGGGAGAAGUAAAAAUGGGUUUGUAUGCUGAUGUGAAAUAUGCAAUAAAGAGGAAAAAGUUAGUGGAUCCAUAUCCCAAGUUGGUGAGAGAGUAUGGGAACUUAGUGCAGAACACUUCAGUAGGAUCAUGGAUGGUUUGUCUAACUUAAUAGAAAGGAAGGCACAGUAUAUGAGUAUAGAUACCCUCAGGGAGGUCAAUGAGGUGGUGGAAUUUCUGUGAAAUUUUACUUUGGAAACAUAAGCAAGAUCACCAACGAGAUCUGAAGGGGGAGGACAUAUUAGAAGUUUGAGGAAAGAAGAGAAUGAAUGAAAGCCUAGGAUAAUAUGGAUAUAUGUGGUGUGAGGAAAUGUGGUGUAGCUUCUGGGCAGUAUAAAGCAUUUAUUUAAGGAGUCUAGUGAGGAUUUUAAAGUGAGGCAAUACAAAAGUGGAUCAGAAAUUCUAGGUAUUUACAAGGGAGCAGCCAUAAUAUUGACCGUGGCAUUUAGGCUGGCAAAGACCAGAGUUAUGAGAUAGGAGGUGAGGGCAGUGAGAGAGGAGCAGGAUUCACAGAUUCUUGGUCUCAGAGGGGCUGAAAGAUUGUUGGAAUUAGAAUCCUAGAGAGAAUGAUCUGAAAAAAAUAGGAGGUAGUGAUCAGAAAGUUUAUGAUGUGUAACAACAAAGUCUGUGGCAUGGUUAUGGGAAUGAGUGAGUGAGGUCUGGUGGAGGACAAGGUCAGAGAGGUAAAAGAGUUUCAGGAACUGAGGGGCCAAGGCCUGGAGAGGUCACCUACAUAUAUGUUCAAGUCACCAAAAAUUAAGACAAGAGCCAAAAUGAGCAAGAAAUGAAGUGGCCUGAUGCAAGUGUCAAUAAAUGAUGAAAGCAAUGUGGGGGAGGGAAUUCAAAAAUUUUUUUUUUAAAGAUGAGUAGAUGCUCAGUAGGUAUCACUCUAUUUUAUUUAUUUAUUUUGACAGGCAGAGUUAGACAGAGAGAGAGAAAGGUCUUCCUUUUCCGUUGGUUCACCCCCAAAAUGGCCACCAUGGCCGGCAUGCUGUGUUGAUCUGAAGCCAGGAGCCAGCUGCUUCCUCCUGGUCUCCCAUGCAGGUGCAGGGCCCAAGCACUUGGGCCAUCCUCCACUGCCUUCCCGGGCCACAGCAGAGAGCUGGACUGGAAGAGGAUCAACCAGUACAGAAUCCGGAGCCCCAACCGGGACUAGAACCAGGGGUGCUGGCGCCGCAGGGGGAGGAUUAGCCUAGUGAGCCACAGCGCCGGCUGGGAAUUCAAAUUUUUUAAGAGAUUUAUUUUAUUUAUUUGAAAGAGAGUUACAGGGAGCUGGUGCUGUGGAGCAGUGAUUUAACACCCUGGCCUGCAGUGCUGGCAUCCCAUAUGGGCACCUAUUCCAGACCUGGCUGCUCCACUUCUAAUCCAGCUCUCUGCUGUGGCCUGGGAAAGCAGUAGAAGAUGGCCCAAGUCCUUGGGCCCCUGCACCCAUGUGGGAGACCUAAAAGAAGCUCCUGGCUUCAGAUUGGUGCAGUUCUGGCCGUUGCAGCCAAUUGGGGGUGAACCAUCGGAUAGAAGACUUCUUUCUCUCUCUCUGCCUCUCUUCUCUCUGUGUAACUCUGACUUUCGAAUAAAUAAAUAAAUAAAUAAAUCUUUUUUUUUAAAGAGAGAGUUACAGAGAGAGGUAGAGACACACAGAGAGGUCUUCCAUCCACUGGUUCACUCCCCAAAUUGUGACGGCUGGAGCUGAGCUGAUCCGAAGCCAGGAGUCAGGAGCUUCUUUCAGGUCUCCUACAUAGGUGCAGGGACCCAAGGAUUUGGGCUAUCUUCUGCUUCUUUCCCAAGCAUAUUAUCAGGGACUGGAUCAGAAGUGGAGCAUCUGGAACUCAAACCAGUGCCCACUUCUGGGAUGCUGGCACUGCAGGCAGCGGCUUUACCGGCUACGUCACAGUGCAGGCCCCAUCUAUACAACUUCUAUCAUGCCUGUAUCAUUGUUUUAGGGAACAGGAUGAGGUAUGGUUUUCUGAUGUAUGCCUAAAAUAGAAUCAAAUAGAAAAAAUCUGAGAUAUUUGUGUUUUGCCAGAUUAUCAGUAAUUUCCUCUGCAAAAUGCAGUAAUUCUUAACUGGGAAAAACCUAUGCAACCUUAUGGUUAAUGGUAUGGGGUAUAUGUGAUAAUUAGUAAUGAGCACCACUGUCUUCUUGGGGACACAGGGACUGUAACUGGCCUAGGCUCCCUCACCAGAUGAGUAGCCUAUUUGUACAUGUCUGCCUUGAAGAGUAAUUCAAAACUGUGUCUCAGAAAGCUGACAAAUUAUUGUGCAUCCAGUGCUCAAAAAAAGUCCCAAUCUCAAUGUCAGAUUCUUAUGUGUUAAACUUACUGUAUCAUCAUUGACUAUGUGGGUGGGGCUGAUCUUAUUCUCAUAAAUUACUCUCUGGGUGCAGAAGCUUGCUAUUAAAUUCGAUUGUUAGGGGGUGGGUGUUUGGCACAGCAGUUAGGUUGUUGUUUGAGACGCCCACAUUGGAAGUCAGAGUGCAGAGGUUUGAGUCCUGUCUCUGCUGCCAGUUGCAGCUUCUUGCUUAUGUGCACCCUGGAUGAAAGAAUGUGGUACCUUAAGCAGUCGGAUUCCUGCCACAGAUGUGAAAAAUCUGGACUGAUGUUUAACACAUAGAAGAAACUACAUUCAGACAUAACUGUUUGCAGGCUUGGGACGAAAGUCUUUCUGCUAUACCAUGUGGUUUUUCCAGCAUAGAAACAACAGUGACAUUUUUACUUUUUUAGAGCAUUGGUUUAGUUGACAGGAUAUUUUUUUUUUAUAUAUAAAAUUAUUUUAUUUGGGAGGCAGAAAGACAGGGAGAAGGAGGGCGGGAGAGAGAAAGAAAGCAAGCACUCUCAUCUGCUAAUUCACUCCUCAAAUGUUCGCAGUGACUAAUCCACACUGAGUAGAGGCUGAAGCUGGGGGCUCUAGACACACAAUCCAGGUAAUGCAGAUCUCCCACGAGGGUGGUAGGAACUCAACUGCUUGAGCUAUCACCACUGCCUCCUAGAGUCUGCAUCAGCAGGGAGCUUGAUUCAGGAGCCAGCUGAGAAUAUAGUAAUCUUAACCACUAGGCCAAAUGCCCACUCCUGAGAUAGAGUAUUUUGAAUUUCAAUUUUAACUUAAAAGUUUAAAAAUAAUCAAAAGCAUUUUAAUUGAUACAUACUGUACAUAUUUAUGGGUUAUGUGAUGUCUUGAUACAUGUAUACCUUGUAUAUGUUCAAAUCAUGGUAAACAUCUAUCUUCUCAGACAUUUAUUUUUAACAUUUAAGAAAUUUAACUUCUAACUUUUUCUCAUAACGUCUACCAGAAGUAAGAUGACUAGGUUAAAGAAAAAUGAAUUUAUUAUUUUGAUAAAUAUGGUCAAAUUUGUAAGUUUACACUCCAACCAGCCAGCAAUAGAGAAGGGGUAUAUUGCCAAACUUACUAACUUUGCUAAUAUGAUAGAUUAGAAAUUGUAGGCACCGGUGCUGUGGUGUAACAGGUAAAGCUGCUUCCUGCAGUGCUGGCAUCUUAUGUGGGCACCAAUUCGAUUCCUGGCUACUCUACUUCCGAUCCAGCUCUCUGCUGUGGCCUAGAAAAGCAGUGAAAACGGCCCAAGUCCUUGGGCCUCUGCACCCGCAUGGGGAACACGGAAGAAGCUCCUAGCUCCUGGCUUCGGAUUGGCGCAACACCAGCUGUUGUGGCCACCUGGGGAGUGAACCAGUGGAUGGAAGACCCCUCUCUCUCUCUGCCUCUGCCUCUCAUGUAACUCUGCCUUUCAAAUAAAUAAAUCUUAAAAAAACAGAAAUUGGGCCAGCGCCGCGGCUCACUAGGCUAAUCCUCCACCUUGCGGCGCCGGCACACCAGGUUCUAGUCCUGGUCGGGGCACCGGAUUCUGUCCCGGUUGCCCCUCUUCCAGGCCAGCUCUCUACUGUGGCCCGGGAGGGCAGUGGAGGAUGGCCCAAGUGCUUGGGCCCUGCACCCCAUGGGAGACCAGGAUAAGUACCUGGCUCCUGCCAUCGGAUCAGCGUGGUGCGCCAGCCGCAGUGCACUGGCCAUUGGAGGGUGAACCAACGGCAAAGGAAGACCUUUCUCUCUGUCUCUCUCCUCACUGUCCAUUCUGCCUGUAAAAAAAAAAAGAAACAAAACAGAAAUUGUAUAUCAGUGCAGUUAUGAAGUUGAGCAUCUUCUCACAUAUUUAAGGGUUGUUUGUGUGUAUAUAUGUAUAUAUAUGCAUGUGUGUUGUAUUUUCAUGUGUGCAUAUGUGCAUUCGCAUGAUCUAAUCAUGCCCUUGCUUCUUUUUCUCUUGGAUUUGUUCUUAUUCCAAUUUUAGCAUAUAUAUUCAAUAAAUCAUUUGUCUUUUAUAUGAGUAGCAAACAUUUUUCCAAAUGUGUCAUUUAUUUGUCUUUUGACUUUACCUCUGGUGGUCAUGUGGUGUCAUUUGGUGGUUGCUAUGUUUUACCACACAGAAGUCCAUUUUAUUUACUUACAAUUUAUUACCAUGAAAAGGUUAAUUUUAUUUACUUAAGUUUUAUCACCAUGCUAAAGUGAGUGGUACUGUGAACCCUCUUUCUGGGAAUAUGGUCCUUGGGUCAGACCAAGCCACAAAGAUUGAUGACCAAAACGCUGCUUUAUUACUUCUGACAUCUCCCACAAUUCCCCUCCUUGGAGAGAGCAGGAAUUGACUCACCAAUAACUUUCCUCAUUAGCCUUCCCUUUCCCAAGCUCAGGGUUUGAAGGAAGAGGAACUGAAACAAGCCAGGAGUUCAGGAAACCAUU
This is a messenger RNA of Oryctolagus cuniculus (rabbit), 17657 nucleotides long. RefSeq names its product tubulin alpha like 3 (gene TUBAL3). Lineage: Eukaryota; Metazoa; Chordata; Mammalia; Lagomorpha; Leporidae. Gene Ontology annotation, cellular component: microtubule. The record is from RefSeq and is a predicted model, not a curated record. Gene Ontology annotation, biological process: microtubule-based process. Gene Ontology annotation, molecular function: GTP binding; structural constituent of cytoskeleton.